Molecule: messenger RNA, 2041 nt
Organism: Solanum stenotomum
Lineage: Eukaryota; Viridiplantae; Streptophyta; Magnoliopsida; Solanales; Solanaceae
Product: beta-glucuronosyltransferase GlcAT14A
Exons: 4
Coding region: 459-1667 (402 amino acids)
Cellular component (GO): membrane
Molecular function (GO): glucuronosyltransferase activity
Source: RefSeq, a predicted model, not a curated record
CUUUGCUUCCAUUUCUGAAUCUUCUUUGCUUAAUUUUUCAUCUUCUUUUUAACUUACUAUAUACACACACCUCUUUCAAACCCUAGCCCUAAAUUCAGAUUUCCACAAUUUUUUUUGUUAUAAUUAGAAAUAAAAAUAUCAGAAAGUUAAAUGAUUUACUAUUAUGAAAAGGGUGUUUUCUUGAUUUAGUAUUUGUUGAGAAGGGUAUUUUUUUUCACUGUUUGGAAGAUCUCAAAAAUCCUAUUUUUGAGAAGAAAAAAAAAGGUUCUUGAUUUUGAUGAAGUUAAUGAGAAUUGUGUUUCAGUGAAUUGAAAGAUCUUGAAAGAACCCAUUUUUAGUUAAAUAUUCUUAAACCCAUUGUUACCAAAAUCAUUUUUUUCACAACCCCAGAUCAGAAUUUUGGAAAAUUCUGAAAAAGAUUGAAUUUUUAUUUUUUCUAUGUUGAGAGUAGUUUAAAGAUGGGAGCUGAAAAGAAAUGGUUAUAUGCACUUUUUUGUGCAGCUUUUGUAUCAUUUUUGAUAUUCUUGUCUUGCAUUUCUGGUUUUAGCUCAUCAUACUAUGCAUUUUCAUUACAGAGAAGAUUUGCCACGCCCGUGAAUCACGGGCCGGGACAUCCACCUGCAUUUGCAUACUACAUUUCAGGUGGAGGGGGAGAUAGUGAUAGGAUUUUUAGACUUUUGUUAGCUGUGUAUCAUCCUAGGAAUAGGUAUUUGUUGCACAUUGGUACUGAUGGGAGUGAAGAAGAAAGAUGGAAGCUUGGGAUGUUAGUGAAAUCUGUGCCAGUAAUUCAGGCUUUUGGGAAUGUGGAUGUGGUUGGAAAGCCUGAUCCAGUUACUUAUAUGGGUUCAACUAAUAUAGCGGCAAUGCUAAGGGCGGUAUCGAUUUUGUUGAAGGUGGAUGGUGGAUGGGAUUGGUUUGUUAAUCUAAGUGCCUCUGAUUAUCCUUUAAUUACACAAGAUGACUUAUCUCAUGUCCUCUUAUCUGUUAGUAGAGACAUGAAUUUCAUUGACCACACCAGCGAUCUUGGAUGGAAAGAGGGUCAACGAGUAAAGCCCAUUGUAGUUGAUCCAGGGCUUUACCUAGCACGAAAGACACAAAUUUUUUAUGCCACUGAAAAGCGGCCAAUGCCUGAGGCGUUCAAAAUUUUUACUGGUUCUCCUUGGGUUGUCUUGAGCCGACCAUUUCUUGAGUUCUGUGUUUUUGGAUGGGACAACCUUCCUAGAACCCUUUUAAUGUAUUUUACUAAUGCAGUUUUGUCACAAGAAGUCUAUUUCCAUUCUGUUGUUUGCAAUUCACCAGAGUUUAAGAAUACGACAGUUAAUAGUGACAUGAGAUAUAUGGUUUGGGAUAACCCCCCUAAGAUGGAGCCCCUCUUCCUUAACACUUCUGAUUACGAUCUGAUGGCGCAAAGUGGAGCUGCUUUUGCUAGACAGUUUAAUAAAGAUGAGGCAGUACUUGACAUGAUCGAUCAGAAUAUCCUUAAGCGCAGCCAGAACAGAGUGACGCCAGGUGCAUGGUGCAUCGGUGGCAAGAACUGGUGGAUGGAUCCUUGUUCCCGAUGGGGUGAUGUCAAUAUGUUGAAACCUGGACCUCAAGUGAAAAUUUUAGGGGAUUCUGUACAAAGACUGCUUCAAGAUUUGAGUUCAGAAUCAAAUCAAUGCAGAUGACGAGCAAAGUACGAUUUGAAUGUCUGGUAUUUCUACUGGCCCUGCCCUGAGUUGACGACCAGGUUUGUGUACUUUCAGCUUAGAUGCAUUUUUGGUCCACAAUUCUUUAUUGGGAGAUAUGUUCUUCGUUAUCCGCUUCUUCAGUGUUCAUUUUGAGAUUGCAAGUUGGAAGAAGCAUCGGCAGGCUCUUUCCAAGUUUUGGAUUGGGCUAUGGCCUUCGUACAACAUAGUCGUAGAGCCACCAUAUAUACUGUCUCCCAACAAUAAGAGGAAUCUCUCCAUUGUACCACAUCUAUAUUUUUUUGAUUGUAAGUUAUUAAUGAGUCUUCACAUCUCGUACAUGUAUGCCUUUUUAAGUUUUAUCAUCACUGGAC